Molecule: messenger RNA, 1568 nt
Organism: Choloepus didactylus (southern two-toed sloth)
Lineage: Eukaryota; Metazoa; Chordata; Mammalia; Pilosa; Megalonychidae
Gene: TMEM179B
Product: transmembrane protein 179B
Exons: 5
Coding region: 715-1416 (233 amino acids)
Source: RefSeq, a predicted model, not a curated record
GCAGGAGUCGCCCUCCGGGGGCGGUGCCGAGCCGGGCUUUGGAUCUGGCCUCCCGCUGCCCCCAGGGGGUGUAAGGCCGGAGGAUCCAUCCCCUUCUGUGACCCUGGCGGACAUCUAUCGGGAGCUCUACGCCUUCUUCGGGGACAGCCUGGCCACCCGCUUCGGCACGGGACAGCCCGCGCCCACGGCCCCGCGGCCGCCCGGGGACAAGAAGGAGCCGGCGACCGCCCCGGACUCGGUGCGGAAGAUGCCGCAGCUGACGGCCAGCGCCAUGGUCAGCCCGCAGGGAGACGAAAGCCCGCGGGGAGCGGGCGGCGGGCCCCCGUCGGCCUCCGCGCCCGCCGCCUCGGAGAGCAGGCCGCUGCCGCGCGUGCACCGGGCGCGAGGGGCGCCCCGGCAGCAGGGCCCCGGCGCCGGCACCCGCGAUGUCUUCCAGAAGAGCCGCUUCGCUCCGCGGGGCGCCCCCCACUUCCGAUUCAUCAUCGCGGGGCGGCAGGCCGGGCGGCGCUGCCGCGGGCGCCUCUUCCAGACGGCCUUCCCCGCGCCGCACGGGCCCAGCCCGGCCUCCCGCUACGUGCAGAAGCUGCCCAUGAUCGGUCGCACCGGCCGCCCGGCCCGCCGCUGGGCGCUCGCCGACUACUCGCUGUAUUUGCCGCUGUGAGGCGGCACCGCGCCCUGCCGCCGGCGCCCGGAAGUGACGGCCCCGCGCGCUGGAUGGGCGGCUGCUUCCUUCCGCGGCGCUGCGCGGGGGCGAGCGGAGCUAUGGCGCGUCCUUGUCUGCUGUGCGCCGAGCUCGUGCUCCUCGCUGCAGCUUUCCUGUGCGGGUUCGUGGCUGCCGCGGCGCUGACCUGGACGCAGGCCUCCUUCAAUGGCAGCUGCCCCCUGUAUGGUGUGGCCACUUUGAAUGGUUCCAAACUGGCCUUAUCCUGUCCCUCAGCCCCAUCUGUCUGCUACUUUGUGGCUGGGGCCACUGCCCUUCUGGCUCUCUACUGCCUCCUGCUUCUGUUUUUCCGGGUCUACAGCAGCUGCAUCCAGGACUCUCACAGUGGUCCAAUAGGGCUCCGCAUCACACUGGCCAUCUCAGCUGUAGCAAUCUUCCUGGUCUUAGUGUCGGCCUGUAUCCUUCGCUACGGCACCAGUUCUUUUUGCAAUUCCAUCGUCUCCUUGAGCAGUACAAUUAGCUGCCCUGAAGCCCAGAAAAUUCCAUGGACAACCCCUGGAACUGCCCUGCAGUUUUACUCCAACCUACACAAUGCUGAAACCUCUUCUUGGGUGAAUCUGGUAUUGUGGUGUGUACUUUUGGUGCUCCAAAUCCUUCAGUGCAAGUUCAACGUUGGCCAGCCUCUGGAGAGCAGGGACCCUGAGUGGAGCUCUGAGACAGAUGUUCUCUUUGCGCCACGCCUUCUUCCUUCCUGAAGAGUAACCCAAGAGCCCAAGUGCCUGCAAUUCUCCUGCCGCCAAAUGGCUCCAUUCAUGCUGGGAGCCUCAGUUUUCCCUCCACAGGGGAAACAUGACUGAACCCCCCCCCCCCCCCGCCUCCACUUCCUUGCAGCUGUAUUUUUUUUUGG